AUGGCCAGAGGGACCCAGGACCAGCUGGCUCAUUACCUGGAGCUACUGCCGAAAGAGGAGCUGAAGGAAUUCCAGCUUCGGCUAUCCAACAAAACACUCUUUGGGUGUCCUUCUGGUGUGACACCAGCUCAACCAGAGAAGGCAAGUGGCACGGAGGUGGCCUCACAACUGGUGGCUCAGUAUGGGGAGCAGCGAGCCUGGGACCUGGCCUUCCAUACCUGGGAACAGAUGGGCCUGAGUCUGCUGUGUGCCCAGGCCCAGGCACAGACGACCUUGACUUCAAGCAACUCUUCCUUAAUCAUCGGCUCCCCAAAAACACCCGCCAUGGAGUCCCCCAGCUGGCCCACCUCCACAGAAGUGCUGAAGUUCUGGAAUUUUCCUUGCACCGGGUCCACCCGGGAAUCAAAGAGAAUUUUUCCUGUAACACCUAGCCACAUCCAGAAAGGAAAUYCUCCCUUGUUCCUCCACAGAGCUCCUUCAAGCUCUACAGACCAGGAGUCUCCAAGCCAAGAGUCACCCAAUGCCCCCACAUCCACAGUGCUGGGGGGCUGGGAACCUCCAUCUCAAACCAAUGCAGAACCAAGGCAUCAGGGAGCUCCUGAGACUGAGAGGCUUCUGGCUGAAACAUCUGGAAACUAUUAUGGAGGAAUCAGAGAAAGAUAUCAAAACCAGAGAAGAGAAAAGCUCCGCCACRCACAAUCCUGGAAAAAUGACAAUAUGCACCAAAAAUUCACACAGCUGCUACUUCUACAAAAGCCUCAUCCCAGAGGCCAGGAUCCCCUGGCCAGGAAAAGCCGGCAUCGUGAUGUAGUGGAGGAGCAAGGACAUUUGAUUGAGAUCCGUGAAUUAUUUAGCCCAGGCCCAGGUUUCCAGAAAGAACCUCAUAUUGUCAUACUGCAUGGGGCUCCUGGAAUUGGAAAGUCAACACUGGCCAGGCAGGUGAAGGGAGCCUGGGAAGAAGGCCAGCUGUACAGAGACCACUUCCAGCACGUCUUCUACUUCAGCUGCAGAGAGCUGGCCCAGUGCAAGUUGGUGAGUCUGGCUGAGCUCAUCUCAGAAGAUGGGAAAGCCCCUACAGCGCCCAUCAGGCAGAUCCUGUCUCAGCCAGGGCAAUUGCUCUUCAUCCUGGAUGGUAUCGACGAGCCAAAAUGGGUCUUGAAGAAUCAUAGUCCUAAGCUCUGUGUGCACUGGAGCCAGUCACAGCCCGUGCAUGCACUCCUGGGYGGUUUGCUGGGGAAAGCCAUACUCCCUGAGGCCUCCUUGCUGGUCACAUCUCGGACCACAGAUCUGCAGAAACUCAUUCCUUCUUUGAAGCAACCACGUUGGGUAGAAGUCCUGGGCUUCUCAGAGUCUGGCAGGAAAGAAUAUUUCUACAAAUAUUUCACAGAUGAAAGCCAAGCAGACAGAGCCUUUACUAUGCUGAAAUCAAAYCCUGAGCUCUUGACGUUGUGUCUCAUGCCCUUGGUGUCCUGGAUGGUCUGCACUUACCUGAAGGAGAACAUGGAGUUGGGGAAAGUACUCCCACCCACCAUUCAGACCYUCACAAGCCUGUGUAUGCACUACCUUUUCCAGGCCUUUCCAGCUCCACACCUAGGGACACAGCUCAAGGACUUCUGUUCUUUGGCUGCUGAAGGCCUCUGGCAAAGAAAGACUGUGUUCAGUGCAGGUGACCUCAGGAAGCACGAGUUAAAUGAAGCCAUCAUCACCAUUUUCUUGAAGAGGGGUGUUCUCCGCAAGGGCCCUGACUCCCUGACCUAUAGCUUCAUUCAUCUCUGUUUCCAGGAGUUCUUUGCAGCAAUGUCCUAUGCCUUGAGGGAUAAUGAGGAAAGAAGCCAAAGUCCUGAUGGCCUUGGAGGUAUGGAAGAGCUGCUAGAUGUGUAUGGAAGGAACAACCUCUUUGGGGCACCAACCGUGCGCUUCCUGUUCGGCCUCUUAAGUGAUCACUGGUCAAGAGCAACSGAGGAACCCUUCACCUUCCAGUUGUAUCCGGAAAGGAAAUGGGAGCUGCUGCAAUGGGUGGAGGCCAAAUCCCCACCAGGACAGCCACACUCUCUGGAGUUUCUCCAUUGUUUGUAUGAGACUCAGGAUGAGGAAUUCCUAAUGCAAGCCAUGGACUGUUUCCAAAGAACAAGGAUGUAUGUCCAGACAGACAUGGAGCUUCUGGUGUUCAUUUUCUGCAUUAAAUUCUGCCGUCAUGUGRAGAGGCUUCAGCUGAAUGAGGGCCCACAGAAGGGACAAGGAUGGAGACCCCCUGGUGUUGUUCUGUCCAGAUGGGUCCCCAUCACCGACAAYAGCUGGCAGGUUCUCUUCUCUACUCUCAGGGUCAGUGGAGGCCUGAAGGAGCUGGACCUUAGUGGAAAUUCGCUAAGUCACUCUGCAGUGCAGAAUCUUCGUAGGACCCUGAGACCAYCUCUGUGCUACCUGGAGACCUUGAGGUUGGCCAGCUGUGGCCUCACCGCUGAAAGCUGCAAAGACCUUGCCAUAGGGCUGAGCACCAGCGAGACCCUGACUGAGCUGGAGCUGAGCUUCAACUUGCUAACAGAUGCUGGAGCCCAGCACCUUUUCCAGAGUUUGAGUCAGAGGUUUUGCAAGCUACAGCGAUUACGACUGGUCAGCUGUGGCCUCACUUCCAGCUGCUGCCAGGACCUGGCCUCUGCACUCAGCGUCAGCCCCAGACUGUUGGAGCUAGACCUGCAACAGAAUGACCUGGGCAACCAUGGAGUGAGGCUGCUCUACAAGGGGCUCAAGCAUCCAGCCUGCCAACUCACACUCCUGUGGCUGGACUAUACCCCUUUGAGUGACCAGGUGAGGGAAGAGCUGAAGGCCCUGGAAGAAGAGAUACCCAGGCUGCUCAUCUCCAGCAGAUGGAAGCCAAGUGUGAUGAUCCCUACUGGGGACCCGGAUGAAGGACAGAUGGGUGAGAACAUGUCCUCACUCAAGCGACAGAGACCACAAUCAGACAGGGGUGCUGGGGAGAACAGACAAGAGAACAUACAGCUGACCACUGUCCUGCCUAUUCCAGAGGAAAGCUCCCCACAAGUAGCACAAGUGGAACCCUUCCAUCUGUCUUCUCAUGCCUCUGCUGAGGACUUGCACAUGCAGCCUCUGGGGACUGAAGAUAACUUCUGGGGCCCCACAGGGCCUGUGGCUACUGAGAUGGUAGACAAAGAGAAGAGCUUGUAUCGAGUUCAUUUCCCCAUGGCUGGCUCCUACUGCUGGUCCAACACGGGUCUCACCUUUGUGGUAAGAAGGGCGGUGACCAUCGAGAUUGAGUUCUGUGCAUGGGACCAGUUCCUGGGCAACACUAUCCCACCGCAGAGCUGGAUGGUGGCAGGGCCUCUGUUUGACAUCAAAGCUGAACAGGGAGCUGUGGCCGCUGUGUACCUGCCUCACUUUGUGGCCCUCCAAGAGGGGCCUGUGGACAUCUCCCUGUUCCAUGUGGCCCACUUUAAAGAGGAAGGGAUGCUCCUGGAGAAGCCAAGCAGGGUGGAGCCACACUAUGCAGUCCUGGAGGACCCCAGCUUCUCCCCGAUGGGAAUCUUGCUGAGAAUGAUCCCCACCGCCCUGUGCUUCAUCCCCAUCACCUCCACCACACUGCUGUACCAUCAACUCCAUCCCAAGGAGAUCACCUCCUUCCACCUCUACCUGAUCCCUAGUGACUGCUCCAUUCAGAAGGCCAUAGAUGAUGAAGAAAAGAAGUUCCAAUUUGUGCGAAUACAUAAGCCACCCCCAGUGACCCCCCUUUACCUGGGAUCCCGCUAUACUGUGUCUGCUUCAAGGAAGCUGGAAAUCAUCCCCAAGGAAUUGGAGCUCUGCUAUCGGAGCCCCAGAGAACCUCAGCUCUUCUCUGAGUUCUACAUUGGCCACUUGGGAUCAGGGAUCAGGCUGCAAAUCAAAAACAAGAAAGGUGGAACUGUAGUUUGGAAGGCCCAGCUGAAACCAGGAGACCUCAGACCUGCAGCCACUCCGAUCCCUCCAGUCACCAAAGAUGCCUUGGGCUCACUGCACUUUGUGGACCGGCAUCGGGAACAGCUGGUGGCCCGAGUGACAUCUGUAGACCCUGUCUUGGACAAGCUGCAUGGACAGGUGCUGAGCGAAGAACAGUAUGAGAAGGUACGGGCAGAGACCACCAAGCCGGGCCAGAUGCGCAAGCUCUUUAGCUUCAGCCGGUCCUGGGAUUGGGCCUGCAAAGACCAGCUCUACCGAGCCUUGAAGGAGAUUCAUCCUCAUCUGAUUGUGGAACUCUGGGAGAAGUGGGGGGGAGGCUUAGGGAGUCUCUGA
Molecule: messenger RNA, 4281 nt
Organism: Urocitellus parryii (Arctic ground squirrel)
Lineage: Eukaryota; Metazoa; Chordata; Mammalia; Rodentia; Sciuridae
Gene: Nlrp1
Product: NLR family pyrin domain containing 1
Biological process (GO): inflammatory response; innate immune response; regulation of apoptotic process
Cellular component (GO): canonical inflammasome complex
Molecular function (GO): protein binding
Source: RefSeq, a predicted model, not a curated record